This is a messenger RNA of Sphenostylis stenocarpa, 1095 nucleotides long. Lineage: Eukaryota; Viridiplantae; Streptophyta; Magnoliopsida; Fabales; Fabaceae. The record is from the annotation of a GenBank genome assembly.
AUGGCUCUUCUUCUUGACAACUGUGAAGGCAUUCUACUCUCUCUGGACUCGCACAAAUCAGUGCCAGCUCCUUUCCUCACCAAAACAUACCAACUGGUGGAUGAUCCCGCCACAGAUCACAUCGUUUCAUGGGGUGAAGACGACACCACUUUCGUCGUUUGGCGUCCUCCUGAGUUCGCUAGGGACCUUCUUCCCAACUACUUCAAACACAACAACUUCUCAAGCUUCGUUCGCCAGCUAAAUACCUAUGGUUUCAGAAAGAUUGUACCAGACCGAUGGGAGUUCGCCAACGAAUUCUUCAAGAAGGGAGAGAAACACUUGCUGUGCGAGAUCCAUAGGAGAAAAACCGCUCAGCCUCAACAAGGAAGCAUGAAUCACCAUCACCACCAUUCACAUUCUCCACUUGGAGUCAACGUUAGCGUUCCCACUUUCUUUCCCUUCUCCAGCAGAGUCAGCAUCUCACCCUCCAACGACUCCGAUGAGCAAACCAAUUGGUGUGACUCUCCGCCACGUGGAGCCACCUCAUUAGUGAACGGUGCAGCCAACUACAGCUCUUCCGUCACCGCGCUUUCCGAGGACAACGAGAGACUCAGGCGAAGCAACAACAUGCUGAUGUCGGAACUCGCGCACAUGAAGAAGCUCUAUAAUGACAUUAUCUACUUCGUUCAGAACCAUGUAAAGCCAGUGGCACCAAGCAACUCUUACUCAUCUUCCUUGCUACUAUGUAAUACACCUGCUGCUACUCCAAUAAAUGGUGGCCAUGUUUCAAUGAUGCAAAGGCCAAUGAACCAGCUUCUGGGAUAUUAUUCUACUAACCCUAAACAAGGAACUACUCCAAUAAAUCAACAUCAGCAACACCAACCUCAGACCUAUGCUGUGAACUCCCCCACCAACACAUCAAGGAGUUCUAUAACGAUUGUUGAAGGAUCUAACGGUAACAUUAAUAGCUGCAAGACCAAACUUUUUGGGGUGUCGCUGCAGUCAAAGAAAAGGGUGCACCCGGAUUAUGGAUCUAAUCCGGAGACCAACAAGGCUCGUUUGGUUUUGGAAAAGGAUGACUUGGGUUUGAAUCUCAUGCCUCCAUCCACUUGUUAG